Paramisgurnus dabryanus is the source of this 2807-nucleotide messenger RNA. RefSeq names its product RAB30, member RAS oncogene family (gene rab30). The record is from RefSeq and is a predicted model, not a curated record. Gene Ontology annotation, molecular function: GTPase activity; GTP binding. Gene Ontology annotation, biological process: Rab protein signal transduction. Lineage: Eukaryota; Metazoa; Chordata; Actinopteri; Cypriniformes; Cobitidae.
AAACAAUAAAUAGACAAAAUGGCAGUGUAAUUAGUCAGAAGGAUAAAUGUUUUAUGAACUUUUAUAAUAAAACUGACCCGAGUUCACCGAAACAUAUUAGACACUGGUCAUGUGAUCAACUCCCCCUAGUGGUGAAUCGUCGGAUUUUCGAAACGUUUCGAAACAGUUAUGACGUAAUGAAGCCUCGUUUGCUAAAAUCACGUGACUUGGGCCAGUUUGAAACACGCUCCGAACCACUGAUUCGAAACAAAAGAUUCGUAAAUGUUUCGAAGCCUCAUGAAGCAGUGCUUCGAAAACGACCAUCACUAGCAGCAUGAUGUCAUUGUAAAAACGAAGGAAACUCUGCGAUCAUUGUGCAACAGUGGAGCCGAAAAUUUGACGAGAUUGCUGGCGUUGCAAGAUUGCCAGUGUCGUUUAGACUCCCAGAAGAAAAGACUGAAUGCAUUGGAUAUAAUAAAAUCAGCGGGGUAAAUCCCCUGUGUUUGCGUUGGUGAGCAUGGAGGAUUAUGACUUUUUAUUCAAAAUUGUGCUGAUAGGAAAUGCAGGAGUGGGGAAAACCUGCCUUGUCCGACGCUUCACUCAGGGCCUGUUCCCUCCUGGACAAGGUGCGACCAUAGGAGUUGACUUCAUGAUCAAAACUGUUGAAAUAAAAGGAGUUAAAGUAAAGCUCCAGAUCUGGGACACAGCCGGGCAGGAGAGGUUUCGCUCCAUAACCCAGAGCUACUAUCGCAGUGCCAACGCCCUCAUCCUCACCUAUGACAUCACCUGCGAGGAUUCCUUCCGGUGCCUUCCUGAGUGGCUGAGGGAGAUUGAGCAGUAUGCUAACAACCAAGUGGUGACAAUCUUAGUAGGGAAUAAGAUAGACCUGGCCGACAAGCGGGAAGUCCAUCGGCAGCGAGCGGAGGAGUUUGCGGAGUCUCAGAGCAUGUUGUAUCUGGAGACCUCGGCCAAAGAGUCGGACAACGUGGAGAAGCUCUUCCUGGACCUGGCUUGCGAACUGAUCCGCGAGGCCAAGCAAAACACGUUGGACAACAACGACUCCACCCCCAUGCCCGGAGAAGGGAAAAACAUCAAUUAUUUGAGUUGCUGCAGCAGCAUGAACUAGUAGAUUUGGCCACCCUUUUUGGCUCAAGGGGCGACACGGAUUGCAUACAAAGUGGUUGUAUUGUCAGUGCAAUGCAAACACUACAGUGGUUAGUCUUUUAAAGUCUACUACUUUACCCGUCCUCAAACCCUUGGGUAUUUUAAACCGUACUCUGUACAUUCGAGACAUAUAUGAUCAGAUUAUGCUGCUUUCAAAUGAGGGCACUGAAGCUCUUGAUGGUUUUAUGAUUUUAAACGGGAGAGAAAUAUCUUGUUACACAAAAAAUGCCAGCUGACAGGUCAGGCAAUGAAAUUUUUUACACUUCUGUACAAUGCAACAGUUGGGAUUUUCCUUCUGACUUGUGAGCCGAUGUAUCUUAUUAUCCUUAGGAUCCUUUAUAAUAGUUCAUAACAAGUGCAGGUCCUCACCUUCAAUCUUACCCGUUUUAAGGGAGGGUUCACCCAAAAAUGAAAAUUCUGUCAUUAUUGCUCACCCACUUUUUAAUUUGACUCCUUUUAUUGAUCAAAACACCAACAGUUCUUAUUCACACUUCUGCUUAUUCAAAUUAUUUGUUUACAAAACACAAACUAAUGGCGUUUUGCAAAACACAAACUAAUGGCGUUCACAAAUGAGGGCUAUGAUCGAAAGAAGAUUUUCAAUGAAUACAAAUUAGCAUUUCUUUCUGAAUAAAAUCAGCUAUGCUGGUUUGGAAUGACAUAAGGGUAAGCAGUGCAGAAGUAAAAUAUUUCGGGUGAAUUAUUCCUUUUAAAUGCAUUGCCACAACGUUGGUGUGACUUCUUUGCUCGUGAUAUCAUGAGGUGGUACAUGCAUGCCCAUUUAUUUUACAUCCGUCAAUAAUCUGUGACAGGAUGAUAAUGAAAGCGACAACUUCUUUUAAAUCAUUAGGCAGUCAUUUUAAUAAGUAUAUACAUUCUCAUUAAAGCUUGCAUGGACGUUUGGUUGCUAAUACACAACAAAUACUGUGUCAUUUUGAUAAACCAUAGCAAAAGCCCAAUGUGCCUCUGUCAUGUAGCCAUCCUGUUGUCAUAUUGUAAAUGGCAGUCUCAUGAAAACUCGUCUAGGUUAUAUUAAAACACAAAGCCUGUUUAUAUGAUCCUUAAAGGGACAGUUCAUUUUAAUGAAAAUUCGGCCAUUAUUCACUCACCCUUGUGAUAUUUCAGACUUGUGUGACUUUAUAUUUUGCAUUUCUUUUAACAUUCCGCAUUGCACUUACAUGUGUUUAGACAACCAACAAAUGACAUUUGGUAUGGGUUUGGUGUAUUCGUUUAUAGCAAAACUUGUGCUAUAUUUGAUUUAAUGUGAACCUCGAGAUAUUAGAUUUUGUUUGGAGCCAAUUUAAAUGCAUUGUGACAUUAUUUUCAUGAUUUUUCAUUAUGCAUUUGAAUGUUUCACUUCUUGAUUAUUCCCUUUGGAUUCUAGAAUCAUCCUGGACAUCAUUAAAAUUAAAUCAUACUGAUACAAACACUACAAUUUAUAUGUAUGGGAGGGAGUUUAAAAAAAGUCACAGUGCAGUAGGAUAUGCUAAAUAUUUUUUUUUCAGGUGAUUUUGAUUUGCGGUGUAACCCGGACAGGUGUUCACCCAGCAAGAGUUUUUUGGCAUUUCAUCUUUUUAUGUAUUUGCACAUCCUAAAAGUGAACACCAUGGUUUUAACUCCUUGUCCAAUGGCAUACACUCUAAAAAACAAACGGUGCUAUAUAGCAC